Messenger RNA from Brassicogethes aeneus, 1219 nucleotides. Lineage: Eukaryota; Metazoa; Arthropoda; Insecta; Coleoptera; Nitidulidae. The record is from the annotation of a GenBank genome assembly.
CAAUUUUGCAAUAUUUCUAUCUAUUCAAAAAUCACGUCAAAACCCUAAAAAUGACUUUAUUACGGCAUAUUUCACAGAAAUUAUUAAUAAACAACAUUAAAACCGACACAAGGUACAAAAUAAACAACACAUGUGUGGCUUGUGUUCGUCUAUUAAAUUACACCCCAAAGGAAUACGACACUAAAACGGACCCAGCACCGCUAUUUUUUAAUAAAGAAGUUCAAUCACUGCUUAAAUCUCUCACACGGGUUGAAGUAGCCAAAGUAUUUAAAAAAAGGAAGCUGGGUGAAAAACGUUUGGGUGAUCCAGAGUUUAAAUUCAUGACACAGGAGCAAUUAGAUGUGAAGUUAAAGAAAGCACAACAGAAGGCUGAAGAAUUACUGCAAAUUCCUCCAGUGUUGGCUGUACAUGCACAAAAAAAUAAGGUUUACUCUCAGGAUCCAGCAUUACAAGGUUUGGAGAGUUCACGGUUUGUGUUUACCGAUAUAACUUUUGGGGUCAAGGAUUUGGACAGGUUAAUAGUGGUAAGGGAGCUUGAUGGCACUUUAAAGGAUGCGGAAUGGGAAUUAAGAAAUAGGGUUAAUCAUGUGUACUUUCCACGAAGUGGGAGGAGUCUAAAACCCCCGAGGGUUUUUGAAGAUGGGUACUUGGAGGAUUUGUUGAAUAGGCGGGAGUAUGAGUUUGUUUUGGAUUUGGCUUGCAGUCAGUUUGAACCCAACGAGAAGGAUUAUCAGAGGGUCACAUCUAUAGUGUUCCAACACUUGAGUGAUAAUGAUGGGUUUGAUUUACUAAGAUCGACAAGGCAUUUUGGGGGACUAGUAUUCUUUUUGGUGUGGAAUAAAAGCAUAGACAACUUGCUUCUGGAUUUAAUUGAAUCUUCCCAUGUAGAUGAAGCCAAUAAAUUGAUGGAAUUAUAUGGUAAAAUUCAUAAGUUAAACUAUGAAUUUGAUGGUAAAUUGAAGGCAGUAAGGCAGUUUAUAGAGAAGGAUUCUACUAAAAGAGGGGCUUUGGAGUUGGCAGUGCAAGCUUAUGAAGAGUUGCAGAAACAAAAAGAACAAUUGGAAAGUGGUAUUAAAGCUGCCCAUGGAAUACUUUAAGGUACCCACACAGUGUUUUAUAUGAAAUAAGUUUAAAAAAUAAUAAAAUUUAUUUGUACAUACAUUAAUGUAGAGGCGUUUUUUAUGGGUUUGUCUGAUUUGUCAAAAUAAAAUAAAAGUUU